AAAGCAAUAAAUGGAAACCCCACAAUCCUAAGAAAAUAUCAGAAUCACUCUCUCUCCACCCACAAAUCUUCAAGGUACUGCCUACCCAUUGAUUAGCUCUCAAAGAUGAAGACAGGCAUGGCAAAGACCUCUGAGGACUUCUCCUCCAAAACCCACUUCCGUUGGACAAACAAGGUUACUAAUGAAGAAGAAGAAGAAACAGCUCCAACCUUGAAGCCUGAGCAUGAAAAAGAAGAGUCUGAUAAGGUGCCAAGGAAAGAAUCACAAAGAAGGAAACUCCAGGGAAUGGCAGUUUCCAGGCUGCGAUCGGUUCUCGCUGUGUUUGGCAAGAACCAAUCACACUGGCCAUUGGGCUUAGGCCCAAAAGUUAUCGGUACCCUUUUUGGAUACCGACAUGGGCACGGGCACGUGCACUUUGCAUUUCAAAAAGAUGCCAACUCGGAGCCUGCCUUCUUGAUCCAACUCGCUACUCCGAUUAGCGUGUUGGUCCGGGAAAUGGCUUCCGGAUUGGUCAGAAUUGCACUGGAGUGCGAUAAGGAUGAGGAAGAGGACAAGGAGGAAGAGAAAAAGGCAGUCAGGACGGGGAAGGGGAGGAGGAGGAGGAGGCGGCUGCUGCUGGAGGAGUCACGGUGGAGAACUUACUGUAAUGGGAAGAAGUGUGGGUUUGCGACCAGGAGAGAGUGCGGUCCCAAGGAGUGGAAGGUGUUGAAAGCUGUGGAGCCUAUUUCAAUGGGUGCUGGUGUCUUGCCAGAGAAUAAUGGUGGUGGAGGAGAAGAGUUUGGUGGCGAUGGUGGCAGCGACGGUGGUGAAGUUAUGUAUAUGAGGGCCAAGUUUGAAAGGGUUGUUGGGUCUAGAGAUUCUGAGGCUUUUUAUAUGAUGAACCCAGAUAGUAACGGCGCUCCUGAACUUAGUAUUUACUUGCUCAGAGUCUAAUAAGCCUGCCAUGGAAACUCUGAUCAGCUUCUUAGGGUUUUUUUUUUUUUUUUUUCCCCAGUAUUUUGAGACUUAAGUAGUGAUGAAACUAAUGGUAGCUCUUGAGCCAACAUGGAGGUCUAGUUCUCUCUAAUCUCUCUCUCUCUAGAAAUGGAAAAGUGGGUAUUUGUUUUUCGUUUUGGCUGGAAUGAUAAAGAUUUAUGUAUAUAAUCUCAAUUGUACAAUGGUAGGAAGGACUUUGGAGGCAUUAUGUAUGGGCACCGGAUCUUAUGUCUCUAAUUUAUGUGUUAUUCUAUUCUAUCACAAAACAUUUGUAGUUGUUGAAUUAUGUAGCGAGAUUUUCAUCUCAAA
Messenger RNA from Camellia sinensis, 1284 nucleotides. Its product is annotated as protein MIZU-KUSSEI 1. NCBI's taxonomy places the organism in Eukaryota, Viridiplantae, Streptophyta, Magnoliopsida, Ericales, Theaceae. Gene Ontology annotation, biological process: hydrotropism. The record is from RefSeq and is a predicted model, not a curated record.